CAUGACACACAGAAGCGAACUGAGUAAUGAGUAACAGCAAGGGUCUUUCAUAUUCCUGAAUAUACAACAGAUUUUUUUCCUCAUCAUGGUAAUUGUUUGUGUUCUAAUGGUCACUGACUGUAGGACAUAUUUCACCCACGUUUAAUUUACAACUACCACACUGACACAAAGGUCCCCAUUACAUUAUCCAUUUCUAGUAUGUACAGGUCCAACAGCUCUGUUUGUGUGAAGCAAUUUUCUGAAGAGCAAAAAAGCAUACAGUAAGCCAUUAUAAUCUUGGCACCAAAAACCUUUAGGCAAUGAGAAAUUAUUUCAUGAUUGUAGAUUUGGGUUGGGGCAAGGCAGGCAUUGAUGCCUGUGAGCUGGAAGAUCUAUAACCUCAAUUAUUCAGCAUGAUAUCAAAAUGAAGAUAGCAGGUGACUUGUAGGCCAGUUAUUAAAAGGGGCUGUGCUCAGGACCCAGAAAGAUAUUGGAUUUGGAGUGCAGUGGUGGGUUGUUUUGUGUCGGGUUUGUUUUAUGAGUAGCAUGAUGGGGCUUGUCUGGACGCCCAAAUCCAACCCACAGGUUUGAUCUGACGCGCAAGUUAGGUGAAAGAUUGCCAGACUCCGGGGUCAGAGUGAUCGAUGAGCAGCUGUGUGGAGGUUUCAAGGUGGACAGCGGAUUGAUAGAAGAGAGAAAGCGUGAUUUUUUUUUCACCCUCCUCCCCCUUCUCCUCCUCCUCCUUCUCCUCCAACAGGCUCUCUUGCACAUGUAUAGAAAGUUGAAAGGAGCCCGGGUCUUAUCGUGGGGGGGGGGCAGAGUAGGAGGGCAGGUGGAAGCAACGAGGGGGUGGAGGGUGGAUGGUCUACUGACAGUCCUCUCUCUCCGUCAUCAGCACGGCUCCUCUCUCGCGCUGAGGAAGAAUUCAUGUGGAUGGGGGGAGGCGCCCGAGCGAGGCGAGCGGCACGAGUGCUGGCCGAAUUUGACAAUUAACCUUGAUGAACACAGAUUGGUUUCACUUAACGGGCGCAGGUGCGUGGACUCGGCGAUACGGCGCAGCUGAGCGAUUUCCACGUUCGCGACCGGACACUGACGCAUUUCACGGCAAACACAGAAACUGCACGGACGGGAGGAUAUUGCAGCUGAUAUUUUUUCUUCACGGGACAGGAUGCGUGUUGCGAUGGGAGCCCGUCCGACAGCGCUCGUCUCUUUGCAGAAUCCGAAUCCAGGAGCGUCGCUGAAUUGAUUUGGAGCCAUAUAUCGGAAUUUGACCGCCGUGUCAUUGCCCAGUCCAGCAGUUCCCAACAGCAGCAGCAGAGGGAAAAAAGGGGGGCAUCUUCUUCUCAGCGGAGGAGACGAGAAGAGGGAGGAAGAACUGUCCGCUUCACUUCUCUCCAUCUGCGCCCUGGACGGCUUUGAAAUGAGGACCACAUCCCGGCUGUGUUCUGUGUGAAGAGGAGGCUAAGCGGGGCGGCAGUUUCUUCGGCUCUUCAAGGACGCAAUAAAAAAAAGGAGGAGAAAAAAAGUGGCCGCCGGCCCGAGCUGCUGCGAAGCAUGGAGCGGGACGACACCGACACCGUGAGCGCGUCUAAAAAGACAAUAAUUGCGAAGAUAUUCAAAGUUCGCAAGAGGAGGGAGAUGCUUUUCGUUCAGGUGUGCUUCAUCUGCAGUGUCCUCUUCGUGGCGUGGAGCAUGUCGGCGCUGUUGACCAAGACAGGCCAUGGGAUGAUGGUGGAGGGACACCCGGAUCUGGAACACUGGGGGAGACGGCUAAUGGCUUCAGCACCAGACAAUGAAACGGAGCAGAAGAACUGCUCAGAACCAGCAAUACACGAGUUCCCCGAUGACUUUUUCACCAACGAUGAACGAAAGAGUGGGGCCAUUAUGCUGCACAUUGUGGCGGCGCUCUACAUGUUUCUGGCCCUCGCUAUAACAUGCGAUGAGUACUUUGUGACAUCGCUGGAGAAGAUCUGUGAGAAACUUGAUCUGAGUGAAGAUGUUGCCGGAGCCACCUUCAUGGCAGCUGGCAGUUCUGCACCAGAGCUUUUUGCAUCCAUCAUUGGUGUCUUCAUCACUCACGGUGAUGUGGGGGUUGGGACCAUCGUCGGCUCAGCGGUCUUCAACAUCCUUUGUAUCAUUGGUGUUUGCGGGAUCUUUGCUGGACAGGUGGUGAUGCUGACUUGGUGGGCUGUUUUCAGGGAUUCCUUCUACUACAUCCUGGCUGUUGUGGCUUUGAUUGCAUUCAUCUACGAUGAGAAGAUUGUUUGGUGGGAGAGUUUGGUGCUGGUGGUCAUGUACGCUGGAUACAUCCUCGUCAUGAAAUUCAACUCCAGCAUGCAGAAAUUUUUCAUGGGGAAGUCGAAGAAGAACGUGGCCAAUGGUAACGCUGCAGCCAGCAGUGAGAUGGAGGACGGUAAUACUAGUUAUGACUAUGUUUGGGAUGACGACCCGUCAUCGCCUUUACUCUCAGCAGUCAAGCCCACCAAGGCUUACAGCCGUGGCUCGGUGGUGAUGGUGGACGAGAUCAUAAAUGCCAGCCCUUCAAAGUUCAGGUUUCCAGAGGCUGGCCUCCGCGUCAUGGUCACCAGCCAUUUUGGACCCAAGACCCGUCUGCGCAUGGCCAGUCGCCUCAUCAUAACAGAGCGCCAGAAGUUGGUCCAAGCUGCCAAUGGCGUGGAGACACAAGUGAUUGACGGGAAGGUUGAAAUCGAGAACGGGAACGUGCCAGAGGACAAACCCACCGAGGCGGAGGAAAACGACACCAUCUCACCGUUUCAUAUUCCAAGGGGUAUCGGCAGCAAGGUGAAGUGGCUGCUCUCAUGGCCUCUGCUUCUGUUGCUGUACUUAACUGUCCCAAACUGCGCCAAGCCUCGCUGGGAGAAAUACUUCAUGCUUUCCUUCAUCCUGUCCACUGUCUGGAUCGCGGUCUUCUCCUACUUCAUGGUCUGGAUGGUGACCAUUAUUGGCUAUACUCUGGGAAUCCCUGAUGUCAUCAUGGGCAUCACUUUCCUGGCAGCAGGCACCAGUGUCCCAGACUGCAUAGCCAGUCUCAUCGUGGCUCGGCAAGGUCUGGGAGACAUGGCAGUGUCCAACACAAUUGGCAGUAACGUGUUUGAUAUUCUGGUGGGACUGGGCGUUCCCUGGGCGAUACAGACCAUGUGUGUAAGCUAUGGAUCAGAGGUGAUGAUUAACAGCCGGGGGCUGGUGUACUCUGUGGUGCUUCUGCUGGGCUCUGUGGCCCUCACGGUUCUGGGGAUCCACCUGAAUAAGUGGAGGCUGGACGUGAAGCUGGGUGCAUACGUCCUGGUCCUGUACGCUGUUUUCCUCUGCUUCUCCAUAAUGAUCGAGUACAACGUCUUCACCUUCGUCAACUUGCCCAUGUGCAUAGAGGACUAGAGCACAGCAGCAUGUCUCGGAUACCAAAACCUCAGUGCUCCCAUAGCAACCCCAAACUCUUUUUUUUUUCUUUUUUUUUCCCCCUUCAAU
Molecule: messenger RNA, 3465 nt
Organism: Lates calcarifer (barramundi perch)
Lineage: Eukaryota; Metazoa; Chordata; Actinopteri; Centropomidae
Gene: slc24a4b
Product: solute carrier family 24 member 4b
Biological process (GO): intracellular calcium ion homeostasis; calcium ion transmembrane transport
Cellular component (GO): membrane
Molecular function (GO): calcium channel activity; calcium, potassium:sodium antiporter activity
Source: RefSeq, a predicted model, not a curated record